Pygocentrus nattereri (red-bellied piranha) is the source of this 2254-nucleotide messenger RNA. It is a transcript of the gene htr5ab, whose product is annotated as 5-hydroxytryptamine (serotonin) receptor 5A, genome duplicate b. Gene Ontology annotation, cellular component: plasma membrane. The coding region runs from base 1030 to 2070 and encodes 346 amino acids. The transcript has 3 exons. Gene Ontology annotation, molecular function: G protein-coupled serotonin receptor activity. Gene Ontology annotation, biological process: adenylate cyclase-activating adrenergic receptor signaling pathway. The record is from RefSeq and is a predicted model, not a curated record. Lineage: Eukaryota; Metazoa; Chordata; Actinopteri; Characiformes; Serrasalmidae.
UCCGCUGCUCUGCGGCUCCGCGUGUCCACUGCGGUCAGGCGGUCGGGGCGAGCGGCGCUCAGCCUCCUGCUUUGUUCUCCAACCCGCAGCUCGCGGGGCUUCGAUCACUUCAGAACAUCGCGCGGAGCCGCUCCGCGUCCUUCGUUGUUGUUGGAGCGCUGUCGCGUGGAACUUGCAGGGGUCAGGAACGCAGGAGGGUGAGUGUGACGAGAACCCAGAGGGGAACAUGUCUGUCUUAACACCGAGGCUGUGUUAGAGGAGGAUCAUCUGAGGUCUUACUCCAGAAGCCUGCUCAGGAGAACCGAGCAGAACAUCAGCUCUUCGCUGUGAGAAGUUCUGAGGAGAACUCCUGCGCUGACCUCCUGCGGAGAGGGUUCUCUGAUACAGGACAGAGCUGGACGCUCCGGAUGGAACCCCUUGCAACCUCUAGACCGUGUCUGCAAGUGAACGACUUCAACAUAUCUGAGGCUACAAUCUCCUGACUCCCACCAUGCCUGAGCAUAAUGUGAUUGCUCUUUUUAAUCAGCUUGACAGCAGCUGGAGCUCCGGCAGCCCUCGGUUGCCAGUGGACAGGAACGUGAAGCCAUAAAUCUGGGAACAGCCUGGAACGAACAUCAAGCCCAGCAGCCACCUUUUAACGGAAGAGAAGCUGAGAAAAUCUCCAACCACAGCCAUGCCUGACCACGCCGCCCAUUAGUUUUAAGAUAAUUUAUACUCUGCUUAUGAGUCUGUCUUACAAUAGAACGUAUGGAUUUUGAUGCCUAGCAACUCCCAAAAUGGGAGCAGCACUGCCUGCAGCAAUUUGGGUGAAGUACCUGGCCUAAGGGUGUAAAGGCACAUUGGUUAUAUCUGAGGAACUGGUCUUCAGUCUAAGCACCAACCAAGAAAACCCCUACGAAUCCUGGGAUUCAGACUGGCAACUAUCUGGUUGCUGGUUCAGUUACCUUUUCACAUACCUUGAAACGUCUAUGCUGCCACCGACACUGGACUCUAAUAAAAUCAAAAAACUGUAAUCCCUGGACUGCGAGCAUGCCCCAUCUCAACGUUACCACUCUUUUCUCAAACAUCUCCAAUGGACCAGAAUCAGGGAAUCUGUACCGUCCAUUUUCUGUCUUCAGCGUCCUGACGCUCACACUCCUAGCCAUGCUUGUGGUGGCUACCUUUGUGUGGAACCUCCUGGUCCUGGUGACCAUCCUGAGGGUCCGUACCUUCCAUCGCGUCCCCCACAACCUGGUGGCCUCCAUGGCCAUCUCAGACGUGAUGGUGGCCGGUCUGGUGAUGCCACUGAGCCUGGUGCGGGAACUCUACGGCCGGCGCUGGAUCCUGGGUCGGAUCCUUUGCCAAGUUUGGAUAUCUUGCGACGUCCUCUGCUGCACGGCCAGCAUCUGGAACGUGACUGCCAUAGCCCUCGACCGGUACUGGUCCAUCACGCGGCACCUGGAAUACACGCUCAAGACCCGCAAAAGGAUCUCCAAUGUGAUGAUCGGACUAACCUGGCUCCUGUCCUCUGUCAUCUCCCUCUCGCCACUUUUCGGCUGGGGAGAGACUUACUCUGAGGAAGCUCUGGCCUGCCAGGUGAGCCAGGAACCUUCCUACACCGUCUUCUCCACGUUUGGGGCCUUCUACCUGCCUCUAUGCGUGGUACUCUUUGUUUAUUGGAAGAUCUACAAGGCUGCCAAGUUCCGCAUCGGAUCCCGCAAGACCAAUACCAUCAUGCCCAUGUCGGAGGUUAUUGAGGUGAAAGAGGCCAGUCAGCAGCCUCAGAUGGCCUUCACUGUGCGCCACACGGCCGUGUCCUUCCAGACGGAGGGCGAGACGUGGCGGGAGCAGAAGGAGCGGCGGGCGGCGCUGAUGGUGGGCAUCCUGAUCGGGGUCUUCGUCCUCUGCUGGAUCCCCUUCUUCCUGGCCGAGCUCAUCACCCCGCUGUGCUCCUGCGACAUCCCUCCGGCCUGGAAAAGCGUCUUCCUGUGGCUGGGCUACUCCAACUCCUUCUUCAACCCACUCAUCUACACGGCCUUCAACAAGAACUACAACAGCGCCUUCAGGAACCUCUUCUCCAGGCAGCGCUGAGUGACCGUGGCAGAGCAUAGGACUGUAGCGAUGAGUCGACAAUGUCGAUUAGUUGUAAAAUGAUGUCCAUUACAAACUAAAACACUGUACAAUGUUCGUAUGAUCUAUAAUAUAAUAUAACAGCUCUAUAAUGUUCAUAUGAUCCACACAGUCGCUCUGACAGACUGUAAUACACUACAGGAAG